This is a messenger RNA of Arvicanthis niloticus (Nile rat), 1747 nucleotides long. It is a transcript of the gene Lmo2, whose product is annotated as LIM domain only 2. Gene Ontology annotation, cellular component: nucleus. Gene Ontology annotation, biological process: positive regulation of transcription by RNA polymerase II. NCBI's taxonomy places the organism in Eukaryota, Metazoa, Chordata, Mammalia, Rodentia, Muridae. The record is from RefSeq and is a predicted model, not a curated record. Gene Ontology annotation, molecular function: transcription coactivator activity; DNA-binding transcription factor binding.
GCUGUCUCUUUAAAUGUGAUUUCCUUCUAUUGUAUUUGAAUCGUGAUCAGGAAAAAGGAAAUGAAACCAGAGACAGAGGGAAGCUGAGCGAAAAUAGACCUUCACGAGAGAGGAGGGAGUCGGGGAGAGCCGCGCGGUCCGCUCCCCGCCCCCAGGCCGCCGCCCCCUCUCUGCCCUCGGCGCCCCGACCCCGGCGAAGGUGCGAGGGGCUCGGGGCGGCCGGGCGGAGGCGGCGACAGCGCGCGAUCGGGACCGGGCGGCGGCGGCGGCGGCUGUGGUGACGGCAGCGGGACCGGGAUGGAAGGGAGUGCGGUGACUGUCCUUGAGCGUGGAGGGGCGAGCUCGCCGGCGGAGCGACCGAGCAAGAGGAGGCGCAGGAGCGGCGGCGCCCGAGCACCGGAGGGGGUCCGAGUCCAGGCAGCUAGUCAGCCACGCGCCACAAAGGGAGCGCCCCCGCCGCCCGGCACGCCGCCCCCCUCCCCAAUGUCCUCGGCCAUCGAAAGGAAGAGCCUGGACCCGUCUGAGGAACCUGUGGAUGAGGUGCUACAGAUACCCCCAUCCCUGCUAACAUGUGGCGGCUGCCAGCAGAACAUAGGGGACCGUUACUUCCUGAAAGCCAUCGACCAGUACUGGCAUGAGGACUGCCUCAGCUGUGACCUCUGUGGGUGUCGGCUGGGUGAGGUGGGGCGUCGCCUCUACUACAAGCUGGGACGGAAGCUGUGCAGGAGAGACUAUCUCAGGCUUUUUGGUCAGGAUGGUCUCUGCGCUUCCUGUGACAAGCGGAUCCGUGCCUAUGAGAUGACGAUGCGUGUGAAAGACAAAGUGUAUCACCUGGAGUGUUUCAAGUGCGCCGCCUGUCAGAAGCAUUUCUGUGUAGGUGACAGAUACCUUCUCAUCAACUCCGACAUAGUGUGUGAACAAGACAUCUACGAGUGGACCAAGAUCAAUGGGAUCAUCUAGGCCAGAGUCCCAGGCACCUGUGGGGAGGUGCUCAGUGAAGACGCUGCUGUCUCGGCAUGGUCUUCACGCUUAGGCACUUUGGGAACCUGAGGGUGGGUGAGGCAUUUCUUAGGAGAUUCUGGACUCUUCCUGGGCACUAAAGACAUAGCAACCACAUGACAUAAUGCAAAGGCUGAGGCUUCAGUGUCACAAAGGACCAGCCCUUAGAGAAAAUUUAUGGUCACAGGCUAGCCAUAGUAACUGACAAGAUUAGUGGAGGAAAUAUUUGGGGACCAGCAUGCACUGUGCCAUCAUGAUAGGAUUUCCCAGAUAGGCCGUCUUGGGUAAAGAUUAGAUGUGACCUUGGUGUUCAUGGACUAGAGUUGUGCAAUUAAUUUCUUCCUGGCUUUGGUAACUACCCUGUUCUAGUCACCAUCCUUCACACUAGGAAAGAAAAGAAAGAGAAACAGUCACUCUUUUUCCUUUUUUUUCCUUGGUCACCUUCCCGUGGCCUAAAGCUCUAGAGCCAGGGGAAGCUGCAUGGAGGUACAUUUCAUUUGGGAAUGAAAUCCACAUCUUUCAACCAGACAAAUAUUUAUAGCGAUGUUGAUGAAUCACUGUUUUUAGACACCUUCAUUUUGAGGUGAGGUGCCCCACAGAUUGUUUCUAUACAAAUGUAAAUCUUAAAAAAAAAAGGUCAAAGUUGUUCAACUAUUUUAUUAUCUUAGAUUAUAUCAAAGUAUUUGUUGUGUGUCAUUAAAAAAAACUUGAUUCUGAAGACUUAAUAAAAAUGACAAGCUGAAACACA